UCCCUGUUUGGUUGUCUAUAGCUUCCAUUGCAGUGACGCUGCCAUUUUGAUUUUGGAUAUUACAGAGUCAGGACACGGUACAAGCUGACUUCGUCACCUAACUGAAAUCUCUCACUUUUAACUGUAAUUACAAAAGUCGAGGGAAAUUUCGUCAAAAUGGCUCGACUACUUUGCCUUGUCGUUUUUGUCACUAUUGUUGCCGCCACACUAGCAGCACCGAUGCGAGAGAUGUCGGAAAAGGAAGCUAUUCUCAGAGAGUUGUUGGAAGAUAAGAAGAUUUGGGAUUGGUUAUAUGGCGAUGAAGAAACCACUGCCGCAAUGACCACAGCACAACCAACAACAGAAGCACCACAACCACUCCCAAUAAUCUCCGUUGGCGAAGCAUCAAGUCUCACGUCCAAUCGGAUUUGCGGCGCGGCACAAACCCUGUUCCCUGUCCGGAACGAAAAGGUGGAGUCCAAACGCGACCUGGUGAUCAACAUGAUCUACGAUAUCUGUCUGCCAUCGGUCGGAAUCGAGGAUCUUGAAGCCUUUGGAAUGAUCCUGGACUUCCUCCGUAUCGGAGAAGAAGAGGACAUCGAACGCUUGGUUCCAACGACGCCCGAGCCGGAGCUCGAGACGUUGUCGUCGGCUUGGAAUACGCUGAUCGAUAACCUAGCCGAAGCUCAGAACAACGGGGAAACAUUAGAAGACGAGGAAGAUGUCCAAGAAAUUAUAGUUGUACCUCCUCCUGCAGCUGGCGAGAAUAUUGCGGACACUGAUGCUGACGCUGAUGCUGGUGCUCCUGCUGACGCUAAUGGUGAUACUGGUGCUAACGCUGGUGCUGAUGCUAAUGCUGACGCUGGAGCUGACACCAAUGCUGACGCUGGAGCCGACACCGAUGCUGACGCUGGUGCUGAUGCCAAUGCUGACGCUGGUGCUGACGCUAAUGCUGACGCUGGUGCUGACGCUAAUGCUGACGCUGGAGCUGACACCAAUGCUGACGCUGGUGCUGACACUAAUGCUGACGCUGGUGGUGACGCCGUUGCCGACACUGGCGCAGAGGCUGGAACUGGUGCUGACGGAGCUGAUACUAACCCUGCACCGGCUAAGCGCCUCGAGGACGCAGAACUUCUGAGUAUGCUUCUGAAAGCCAUCGAAGUGAACCAAGGCGGGCUUUAGAAUGAACAUUACUAGAACUUCCUUAGAUAUCCAACCUUUUUAAAUAAUUUUGAAAGAUAAUCGUUAAAUACAAAACCACAAAAUUAAUGCUUCGUGGAUUAAUUACUUGCAAUAGUGAUGUUAUUCAACUCUUCCAUAACUUGUCAUUUUCUUGUGGGGGGGGGGGGGCAUAUUUUGUACUACAAGUACACACCGUGUAGAUUAAUGUCCUGCAAAGGACAGUAGUACCGCGGCAGAACUCGAACCGCAAACCGUGAAUUGUGAUUCGCAGUCCGGUAAUGUAUCCACAAAACCUCUGACUAAUAAUAUCAUCGAAAACUAUUUUUGUUUUUUCGUUGAGUACCCAAUGUUUUACUUUUGCUACAAGACAAUCAACUGGACUGGUAAACUUCGAAUAAUUCGCUUUAUUUGGGUCUUUUAUAUGUGUGUGAAUCAAUCAAUAACUCAUGACAGGAUCUAAUCAUAUAGUGCCAUAUUGUUAAACUGUUAAACUCGAUAUAAUUAUGCACAUUUUUGGAGGGAGCGUUUCACCUUCGAUAUUGGAACAUGUUCGUUUAUACGAUUUUAGAAUGUAGAAAGAUUAGAAUGUAUUGUAAAUCAUAUCAAUAACGAUUGAAUAAUCUACUGCGUUGUUUUUGCUUACAAUGAGAUAUAAUGUCUUUUAAAUUCAAUCAUUAUAUGUUUUUUUUUUAAUAUAUCUAUCAAAAGCACGAGAUAGGGAAGCAAUAUAUUCAGUACUAAUAAGGUGUUUUCAAGGUUUUCUCAAUUUCAUUUGUUUUUAUUGAAAUAAAACGAGACGAAAAUAAUCUUUUUGAACUAAA
Molecule: messenger RNA, 1982 nt
Organism: Strongylocentrotus purpuratus (purple sea urchin)
Lineage: Eukaryota; Metazoa; Echinodermata; Echinoidea; Camarodonta; Strongylocentrotidae
Product: surface protein
Exons: 2
Coding region: 157-1161 (334 amino acids)
Source: RefSeq, a predicted model, not a curated record